AUGGAUCUCGACCCAAAGAUUCCGCAGUACUCGACCGGCGACCCGACCUCCUUCGCCUACCCCACGGCCCGCGAACGCUGGCCCGUCAUUAUCACACAAGCCAUUGACGAUGCAUACCGAUCCGUGGCCGCUUGCGACGACGCGGCCAAGCGCGAUGAGGGCAAGAAGAUUGUGGAGGAGCUCGCCCGACUGAAAUACGAGGUGCAACACGACCGGGCCUUGACUCCGAUUCGAGACGAUGGAUACCCCGACGUCGCCGUCUAUAACAGGGAGCUCGAGCAGCUAGGCAAUCCCACCUGGCUCAAGGCCCCCUGGCUGUUCACCGAGUGCUAUCUCUUCCGCCGCAUCAGCACCUCCUUCGCCCUCUCCCAGUACUGGAAAAACUACGACGUCUUCGCCCGGCAAAAGAUCAAGACCUUCCGCUCCUCACGGCCCGCCGUGCUCGAACUGGCCGCGCGGUACAAGGAACUAGUCACGCAGAUACGAUCGACACAGGCGCAUGACACCGAAGCGGACAAGCUGCUCUUUGCCGAGAUGUUCGAAGUCUGCCUAUGGGGCAACGCGACCGACCUUUCGCUCCUAACGAGCCUGACGUACGACGACAUCCAGAAGCUGCAGGGGUCCGAGGCGCGCCGCGCCGCCGAGAAGAAUAUCCUCAUCAACGACCUCGACAAGGCCUACGCCCAUCUCAUUGCCGCCAAGAAAAAGGGACAAGACCGUCGCGUCGACAUCGUCCUGGACAACGCCGGCUUCGAGCUCUACGUUGACCUCAUUUUGGCAGGAUAUCUACUCUCCUCCGGCCUGGCCACGACCGUGGUCCUGCACCCCAAGUCGAUCCCCUGGUUCGUGUCGGACGUGCUACCGGCGGAUUUUGCCUCGCUCUUGAACGCGCUGGCGGAUCCCAGGGGGUUCUAUGAGACGCCGACCGAGGAGGAUCAGUUGCAGGGCGUGACGCCGGAGAAGCUGAGCGAGAAGGAGGUGGAGGAGUUGGGGUUUCUGUUCGCGGAAUGGAGUCGGUUCCAUGCUGAGGGUAUGCUGCUUCUCCGGCCGAACCGGGUGUGGACGGGUCCGGGGAGCUACUGGAGGCUGCCUGCGGAGGCGCCGGAGCUGGUGCAGGAUUUGAAAGGGAGUGAGAUGGUGGUUUUUAAGGGGGAUUUGAAUUAUAGGAAGCUGACUGGGGAUGCGAGCUGGGAUCCGACGACACCGUUUACUGAGGCGAUUGGGCCGCUUGGUCCGGGAUUCGGAAUCAAUGUUCUGGCGCUGAGGACGUGCAAGGCGGAUGUGGUGGUGGGGUUGAAGCCUGGGGAGGACGAGAGGUUGAGGCAAAUGGAAGGGGGAGGUGGCGAGUCAGGGGCUCGUAAGUGGGCGUGGAAUGGCAAGUGGGCUGUGGUGUCGUUCUCCAGGGGGGUAUAA
This is a messenger RNA of Canariomyces notabilis, 1413 nucleotides long. RefSeq names its product putative UPF0364 protein. The record is from RefSeq and is a predicted model, not a curated record. Gene Ontology annotation, molecular function: phosphatase activity. Gene Ontology annotation, biological process: DNA damage response. Gene Ontology annotation, cellular component: nucleus. Bases 1 to 1413 code for a protein of 470 amino acids. Lineage: Eukaryota; Fungi; Ascomycota; Sordariomycetes; Sordariales; Chaetomiaceae. The transcript has 6 exons.